Messenger RNA from Medioppia subpectinata, 588 nucleotides. The record is from the annotation of a GenBank genome assembly. Lineage: Eukaryota; Metazoa; Arthropoda; Arachnida; Sarcoptiformes; Oppiidae.
AUGGAUCUCAAGCCACAGAAUAUUCUCAUUUCAUCCAAGAUUUGUGGCAAUCAGUGGCGAAAUGUUGUCCUAAAGAUCGCUGACUUUGGUUUUGCGCAAUACUUACGCCCCGAAGACUCGGCCACUUCUCUCAGGGGUUCGCCUCUAUAUAUGGCGCCAGAAAUACUCCUCCGAACCAAAUAUGACGCGAGUGUUGACCUCUGGUCCGUCGGUAUUAUUCUUUACGAGUGUCUCUUCGGAAGCGCUCCCUUCAGCUCAGAGAGCAUAGAAGAGUUAACUCAAAAGAUCAAAAGUCCGGAACCGAUCAAAAUUCCCACAAAUAUUGAUAUUUCAGACAAUUGUAGAGAUAUUUUAGCCAAACUUUUGCAAAGAGAUCCACGAAAAAGGAUCUCAUUUGACGAGUUCUUUGGCCAUCCAUUUAUCGAUUUAGAGCACAUGCCGUCCUCCGAGUCGUACACCAAAGGCGUUCAACUAAUACGAGAAGCCGUUGACAAUGACUUAAAAGGUCAUUAUAACGAGUCUAAAUUUGAGAUAUGGCUUCCGGAAGUCAUAAACCAAGGGCAGAUAUUUACCCCGCUGCCUAGGUGA